Molecule: messenger RNA, 2125 nt
Organism: Salmo salar (Atlantic salmon)
Lineage: Eukaryota; Metazoa; Chordata; Actinopteri; Salmoniformes; Salmonidae
Source: RefSeq, a predicted model, not a curated record
CGGAGAGGGACCGACUAGAAUUUGUCCAAUAGAAACUCUGGUUUUCGUUUCAAAACGUAUUCCAUUUCGAGUAAAUGGUUUGAUUCGUUUUGCAACAGAACCGGCGUAAUGAAUACACCCCCUGUGUUGUGGGGUAAUCGUUUCAGCGCAAAAUGAUUUUAUUUUAAGGACUAUUUACAUAAAAUGAAGAACGUGCUCUUAUGAAGCCUUACGUCGAAUAAUGUUAUUGUUUUAUCAAAUUGUUAGUUUAUUUCUGUAUCGAUUGACUAUAAGUUAGUCGUCUUUUAUGGGCUUUGGCGCUGGAAUGGUGAAGAACAAAAUGGGAAAUAGGAUCUUGCUUUUGCUUGGUUUCCUGCGGACAGAGGUGUUUUCCAUCCAGGUGAUUGUUCCUCAGACAGUGAGGAGUACAGCUCUCUUUGCCUCGGUCAUUAUGCGCUGUGAAGACUCCACCUCCGCCAACCAACAGGAAGUCCUGGUCACUUGGCGGUUUAAGUCCUUCUGCAAGACCCCGUGCUGGAGUUCUACUCCACAGGCUGCUCUGCAGCUGGCCCAGGACCCAGCCAAUGACUGUCCAGACCGCCAGCGCACUGUUCGCACCGUCAACCAGAUGAGGGGCACCAAUGACGACAUGCUGGGCUCUGAGUAUCGGGAGCGCAAGAUAUCCAUCCAAAACAAUUGGCUGAUGGUGCUGUUCAUCUUCGGGGCUUUGCUGCUCAUCAUGCUGUUCUGCAUCGGGUGCUGCCCCCAGAAGUUCUGCUGCUACGUCCGCUGUCCCUGCUGCCCACAGGCCUGCUGCUGCCCAGAGAAAGGCUCGUUCUCUGAUGGGUACCCUACCAAGUCCACCUUCGCAUGGCCCCGAUUGGGCCCUCGCCCCUGUCCCUCCAGCAGCAGCCUCCCCCUAUCCCCCAACACCACAUGCCCCAUCACCACCACGGUAAUGGCAGCGUCCACAGGGGGAGCGUGCAUUGCACCAACCAGAUGUUGGACUUCCUGGAGAGACAGAUGAGACGGAUGGACGUGUACGGCCAGAUGCCUUUCCCUCAACAGCACCUGCCACCCCAGGCCAACCAGCACCAGUCUCAGCCCCAGGGGGUCCCCUUCACACGCCCCCCCAAAGAAUGCUGCCUGCCCUGGAUGUGAGGGGUGGAGAGGAGAGUGAUCACUUUGCCCCCCCAUCGUCCAGCUGGUCCCCAGCUUCUUCUCUCGCAGGGGACUGGAGUGGGAGGAGGGACCAGGGGGUGCCCCAGAAUAUCCAGUCAAUCCAGCGGUAGCUCCAACUGGACUGGCGGUGACGGGGGGUGGCUGCGGCAGUGGGCAUUACUGUGACAACCUGUGUGACAACCGCCACCCCUCCACGGCGAGGCAUUCUGCAUAGCUACAGCGAUGAGUCGGACUGGGACGACAGGAGAGGGGAGGGGAGGGAGGGGAGAGGUUCGGCCGGUAGGAGGACGGAUGGGUCCGGGUCAGCACCACGGUCCCGUAGUCGUGACGACCUGAUGGAGGAGCUGCAUCGGUCGGCCCCCGCCAGGCGAGACAGGUGCUACUCACCUCCUCCCCUUCUACAAGGACCUUGAGCUCAGAGGAGGACAGCAGGAGAAGGGGAGGGAAAGGGGGAGGCAAGGGGAAGCUGUGGCCAGAGAAACCCCCCAGCUACUCAUCUAUAUCCAGAAAGGCAAAAGGAGGAACUAUGACCGCUACUCAGUAAGAAACACACAAGAGUGCUGAUGUAUGACUCACACCCAUGUAACAUUGUAUUCUCAUAUGGGAUCGUACUGUCCUGGAACGGACAUACUGUACAUACAGAAUGGUACAGUACACACACACAUUCACAUGCACUCUUUUGACCACACAAAUUACACUAGCCUACUAAACAGAUUUCGUUACCCUCUCCUCACUUUCUCUCGCCCCAUCCCGCUCUCUGUCUCGCUCUCCCUGUCUUUCUGUCUUUUUCAGGGUAACAGCUCUCGUAGUGUUACCAGUGUGGUGAUCUGAAACCUACCUGCCUUUCUGACUUUUCCUCAGUGUAAACUGAUGGUUUGUUUGUGUCUCCACAAACUCUGUCUGUACCCCCGCACACUGACUCGGUACCGGUACCCCCUGUAUACAGUGGGGGGGAAAAGUAUUA